UUUGAUAAGGCCUGGGCGGAGAAGAAGGGUAACCCAUUCUCGUCAUUUUUUGGUGACGAUGAUUCCUCAUCCUCAGAGGAAGACUCCUCAUCAUCCUCAGAAGAAGAAGAAGAAGAGAAGAAACAAGAGGAUGACUCCUCCUCAUCAGAUGAAGAUUCCUCUUCAUCUUCGGACGAUGAUCUCGACAAGAAACAAGAAGAUAGUUCCUCAUCCUCAGAUGAAGAUUCCUCUUCAUCUUCGGACGAGGAUUUGGACAAGAAACAAGAGGAUGACUCCUCAUCAUCAUCAGAUGAAGAUUCCUCGUCAUCUUCGGACGAAGAUUUGGACAAGAAACAAGAGGAUGACUCCUCAUCCUCAGAUGACGAUGACUCCUCCUCCUCUUCGGACGAUGAUUCCUCUUCAUCCUCGGACGAUGAUUUGGACAAGAAACAAGAGGAUGACUCCUCAUCCUCUUCGGACGAUGACUCCUCCUCCUCUUCGGACGAUGAUUCCUCUUCAUCCUCAGACGAUGAUCUCGACAAGAAACAAGACGACGACUCCUCAUCCUCAGAUGAGGAUUCCUCUUCCUCCUCCUCGGAUGAGGACGAAGAACGUCGCCUGGCAGAGCGGCUCUACAGUAUGAUCGACCAGAAUGAGAAGGGCACGGUUGCCGAUAAGAAAGCACACGAACUGGUCCAGAUGCUGAACUCUAAGAAGAGCGACGAAAGCGAUAGCAGCGACAGUGACAGUGACAGCAGCGACAGCGAUGACGACGACAAGAAGAAGAAGGACUGGUUCGGACAAAGUCUACAACUGGUGAAGAAAACCCUGACUAUGCUGAAGAAACAAGAUGGCGCCAGUGCGGAGUCAUCUGAUGAAGACUCUUCCUCAUCUGACGAAGAUGAAGAAGAAGAGCGCAAGCGUCUUGUCAAGGAGAGUCUGAAUGUCUAUCAGCAGUACCUGAAGGACAACAAGAUGGACAAAAAAGCGAAAUGCACCGAUGAAGCGUUCGCUGCGUGUUCUAAAGAUGACGACUGCUGCGGGGACAUGAAGUGCGUUGACCAGGGCGUGAAGUUCUGUCUGAAAGCCAUCAAGUAGAACAAAUGCACCAAGGACAACUUUGUUACGAAACUGCAAAUCACCAGCGGUAGCAUCAACAGUAUAGCAGCAUCAGCAUCAGCAUCAGUACCAUAAUCAGUACCAUCAUCAGUAGCAUCGCAGUAGCAUCAGCAAUAGCAUCGAAGCAGCAUGAUCAGUUGUAUUGAAGCAGUAUCGACAGUAGAAUCAGCAGUGGCAUCAGUAGUAGCACCAGUAGUAGCAACAAUAAUAGCACCAGUAGUAGCAACAGUAAUAGCAUCAGUAGUAGCAUCAGUAGUAGCAUCAGUAGUAGCA
This is a messenger RNA of Branchiostoma floridae (Florida lancelet), 1371 nucleotides long. RefSeq names its product dentin sialophosphoprotein-like. The record is from RefSeq and is a predicted model, not a curated record. Lineage: Eukaryota; Metazoa; Chordata; Leptocardii; Amphioxiformes; Branchiostomatidae. The transcript is spliced from 6 exons. The annotation marks the transcript as partial.